Molecule: messenger RNA, 1509 nt
Organism: Numida meleagris (helmeted guineafowl)
Lineage: Eukaryota; Metazoa; Chordata; Aves; Galliformes; Numididae
Gene: HOXB7
Product: homeobox B7
Exons: 4
Coding region: 856-1509 (217 amino acids)
Biological process (GO): anterior/posterior pattern specification; regulation of transcription by RNA polymerase II
Cellular component (GO): nucleus
Molecular function (GO): RNA polymerase II cis-regulatory region sequence-specific DNA binding; DNA-binding transcription factor activity, RNA polymerase II-specific
Source: RefSeq, a predicted model, not a curated record
UGCUUUUCUUGCACGACGCAGCCCGGCUCUGCUCACUCUCCUUUCCCCCCCCCCCGCUCUCUGUUCUGUCUGACAAAGUGUCCGUGGUGCAGCUGAGCUCUCUGCUCUCCUUCCACGGCAAGGGAGCGCGGCUGGGGCGUGGGGAUGCACACACAUCCCCCUUUGCAACUUAACCUUGGGAAAGGAGAACCGGUGCAAACCCUAGCUGCACAUCCACCAUUGUCUGAGCUGCUGUUCCUGCCACAGAAAGCAAAUCAGCCAGCUGGUAACGCUUUCCUAUAACUGUAAUUGAGUCCCGCAGAACCGCUGACGCGCUGAACAAGGGAUCUGUGCAGCCUUUAUUUUUCGCAACAAGAAAAGCAAAUGCCAGCUCAAUACGAAACUCAAAGCCCGUGGCACUGGAAUAAAUUAGAUAUAGAGCUGAAUGGCAUUUGGGAAAGGAGAAAAAAAAAAAAGGAGCCUGGAACUAUUAGAGAGAGACCGAGAGGAGCAGCGCCGCGCACACCCCCCCCUUCUCCUUUCUCUUUCUCCCUCGGUCUCAGCUGAAAACUGAUUACAGGUUGCUUAUCGACUCCAGCACAAUUUCACCCCUUCCAGCAUAGAUCUUGGAGGGUUUUAUAUCGCAUCAAUUAUUUAUCAUAUUUUAUAAAUCCAGCAGCACUACAAUUUUUUGCCCCCGAGGAGGGAGCGGGCGGCGAUUGGCGCCGCCGGAGCCACGUGCCCGCGCGUCACAUGGGCCGGGAGGAAAAAGGGCUCCUUUUUGGUGUAAAUCUGGACUCUAAUUCCGUAAUAUAUCACGGUACCUCGUAAAACCGACACUAAAACGUCCCGACCUACAAAUCACCCGGCCAAAUUAUGAGUUCAUUGUAUUAUGCGAAUGCUUUAUUUUCUAAAUAUCAAGCCGCAAGUUCGGUUUUCCCAUCCGGAGUCUUUCCCGAGCAAACUUCUUGCGCUUUCGCCUCCAACACCCAGCGAGCGGGUUAUGGGGCCGGCUCCACGCCUCCCUUCGCCUCCUCCAUGCCCGGGCUGUACUCCAGCGGCAGCGCCGUGCACCCCCAGCCCCCCGGCAUGUACUCCUCGGGGUACGGCCUGGAGCCCGGCUCCUUCAACAUGCACUGUUCCCCCUUUGAGCAAAACCUUUCCAUGAUGUGCCCGGGAGAUGCCUCCAAGCAGAACUGCAACAAAACGGACCAGAGGGACUCAGAUUUGCAAAGCGACAGUAACUUCCGCAUCUACCCCUGGAUGAGGAGCACAGGCACUGACAGAAAACGCGGCCGGCAGACCUACACCAGGUACCAGACCCUGGAGCUGGAGAAGGAGUUCCACUACAACCGCUACCUGACGAGGAGGAGACGCAUCGAGAUCGCCCAUGCCCUGUGUCUCACGGAGAGACAGAUCAAAAUCUGGUUCCAGAACAGGCGCAUGAAGUGGAAAAAAGAAAAUAAAACUGCCUGCUCCGGCUCCAGCAGCCAGGAAAAGGCAGACGUGGAGGACGACGAAGAGGAAUGA